CUAAAGGUCAAAAAAGCUGUCGGCAAUGAAUUAUUGCACUCAGAUCAGUGGCAUUGCGCAAUUCCACCCAUCUUGCUUAGCUUAAUUCUGCUAAUCUGCACUCAAGCAAACUGAGAAAAACUACUAACAGAGAUAUAUACAGAGAGAGAUUAAUGGCUUGUGUAGCUGUAAAUUCUCUUAUCAGAACAUUAGAGAUUGAGUUCUUGCAACCUGAACCUCGUCCAAUCGUACAACAAAUGGAAAUCAUCCCUUUUAACAAAGAUCUGAUCCAAUCUCUCCAUGCAAAGCUUGGUUUUCUGAUACAACUGUUCGACGAGUUCAGAAUGGAUGGUGUUGAAGCAAUUAAAGACUUGGAAACAAAGCUCAGAGAUGUAGCUUUUAGAGUAGAAGAUGAAAUUGAACUCCAUCUCGUAGAUCUGGAAGCUUUCAGAGAUCUAUAUGAAAAUGAUCUCUCUUAUAAUUUGGUAGAUCUCUUUGAAGGAUGGGACACUGAAGCCAAAAAAGCCCAGCAUUCUCAUAGACUUAGAGAUGUAUUGCAACAAGCAAUAGAAGACAUUGAUGCCAUUAAAGAAGAGGUGGAGAAAGUCAUGAUGGAGUACAAGCAUGUCAUAGCUGUGCAAGGAAGGGAGACUACACUUGAUGAUGUCAAGAUGGACGGUUCCGGUUCCUCCAAUCAUGCUUCACACACUGAGGACAUAAUGGUCGGGAAAAACAAUGAGUUCGAGACUAUAAGGGAGAUGCUAAUACAACAUACAUCUAAACAACUAGAAGUUGUCUCAAUUCAAGGUAUGGGAGGAAUCGGCAAGACAACGCUAGCUAGACGAGUUUAUGAAGAUCCAUCUGUUGUCUCCCACUUUGACAAACAAAUAUGGGUUGUUGUAUCCCAACAUCACAAUAAGAGGCAAAUGCUCUUAGAUCUUCUUGGUUCUAAAAACAACAGCAGUGAUGAGGAUGACCUAGCAUUACAGCUCUACCAAAGUUUGAAGGGUCAAAGGUACUUGGUAGUGAUGGAUGAUGUAUGGAGCAUAGAGUCAUGGAAUGAUGUUAAAUCUUGCUUUCCAGAUGAUAUAAAUGGGAGUCGAGUAUUGCUGACUACUCGCGUUGCAGAGGUGGCCACUUGUAUUGGCUCUAACAAUGACUUCUCCCAUCAAAUGCAGUUCUUAGAUCAAAAUGAGAGCUGGGAUUUAUUUCGUAAAAAGGCAUGUAAAUCUCAUGGUGUUGAAUUUGAGACAAUUGGGAGACCAAUUGUUGAGAAAUGUAAAGGAUUGCCUUUGGCAAUUGUUGUGAUAGCAGGUUUAUUUUCAAAGCUCAAUACACUAGAUGAGUGGAAGAGUACUGCUAAUGCUUUAAUAAGUUCUUCAACAUCAACUCUAUAUGAUGAAGAAUGUUGGAGAAUCCUCUCAUUGAGUUAUAGUCACUUGCCCCACAACUUGAAGGCUUGUUUUUUAUAUUUAGGAGUUUUUCCAGAAGAUUAUGAGAUCAAUGCUAAUAACCUUACAAGGUUAUGGGCUGCUGAAGGAUUUGUAAAGGCAUUCAAGAACGAGAGUUUUGAAGCGGUGGCUAGAAGGUACAUAAAUGAGCUUAUGGAUAGAAACUUAAUUGUUAUAAGCCGAAGAAGUAGUUGUGGAAGAAAAAUUAAGGCGUUUAGAGUACAUGAUUUAUUGCAUGCCUUUUGUGUAAGAGAAUGUCAAAACCAGAGUCUUUUACAUGUUGCUGAUGAAAGUGAUUCCAAUUUCCCCCAGAAAGGUGUCCGUUGGAUAAGUGUGUCAUUUGAUGAUUUUGAUAUCUCUGCGUUACAUUCUCUGUCAAAACACUGCCGGUCCAUCUUUUACUUUCUGGAGUUGCAGGCGCAGCCCCCAGAUUCAAUAAAUUUGGAAUUUUUCAGCCUAUUGAGGGUACUCUAUGUUACUCAUCAUCAAUUCCAUUUGCCAAGUCCGAUUGUUCAUAUCCAUUUGAGAUACCUAUGGUUAAUCGGGGCACUUCAUAAUCCUCAUGAUUCAUUAUUCUCCAACGCUUGGAAUCUUCAAACAUAUAGUGCGUAUGCCCCCUUUAGAGUAUUGUUGCAUUUGAAGUUUCCACAACUACAGUAUAUUCAAUGUGAUGGAUUUUUUGGAGCUUUUCCCAAAUCUGUUCUUCAAAACUUGCAGGUCAUUUCUGGAUUGCAGGCUAGUUUUCAUUGCGACCAAGAGUCCUUAAUAAAAGUUCCAUACCUAAAGAAGGUAUCUAUUAUUAUGGACCAAAUCAAUGAUUGCAUUAAGAACCUUGUCUGUUUACAGCAGCUCGAGAGUUUGUCUCUUGAUUUUUUUCCACGGUCCAGUGGAAUUCUGGAUAUGAUGCCUCAAAUCAUUAACAGUACUCUUCUCUUGAAAAACAUUAGGAAGCUGAGGUUUGAUUUUAUGAUAUCUGAGUGGAAGGCAAUUAAUGUUUUGAGCAAUUUACCAAGGCUUGAAGUGCUCAAGUUAGUAGAUGCUGACCUUGGCAAAAAGUGGGAAGUACCAGAGAAAGUAAAAUUCUGCCACUUAAUUUGUUUGAAAAUUCGGUCUCAUGAUCUCAUGCAUUGGGAAGUUGGUGCUGAUAAUUUUCCAAAACUUGAGCGCCUAUUCCUUAACACAUGCUCUGAACUGAGAAAGAUCCCGAAUAGCUUUGCAGAAAUUCCAACAUUGAGCUUAAUCCAAUUAGAGAGGUGUCUUCCUUCUGCAGUGAUGUCAGCCAAGCAAAUUCAGGCUGAACAACAUGAGUAUGGAAAUGAGAAUAUGAUUGUCAUUCAGAAAAAGACACUACAGAUAACCCCAGAUGUAGAGUCUGCCCUAUUGCAGCAAGUGAUGAGUCUCACGCCAGAACAGUUAAGCUCAUUGCCCCCGGAUCAGCGACAACAGGUCCUUCAGCUUCAACGGAUGCUUCGGCAGCCAACAUAGGCCAAAGGACCGAGAGUUCGGAUCCCCAGUUAUCUGUGAGCUGCUCUUCCACUCAUCCGAACAAAUAUCGAAAACGGGUCAUCAUCAGCAGCCACUGCACAAAGCAGAAAGUGUACAAAACGGUUGCCUUUGUGGCCAUAUAAAGUAUGUGUUCAGUGUGGCAUGCUGUUUCUUAAAUCAAUUUUCCUGUUGUAAAUUUAUCUUAUUUUUUAAAGAUUAGCAUAGGGUAAAUGCUAGAAAGGUUUUCCAUUCAUGUAACGAUGUAUUAACACAGAUUGAAUGAAUAGGGAGGAGAAAAUUUUGGCACUGUUUUGCUCACCUAUAGUUUGAGAUGGACUGAGUUACAAAUUCAUGUUGAGAACUAUAUACACAGACUAUUGUUUUCUCUUUUCCCUCCA
Molecule: messenger RNA, 3313 nt
Organism: Ipomoea triloba (trilobed morning glory)
Lineage: Eukaryota; Viridiplantae; Streptophyta; Magnoliopsida; Solanales; Convolvulaceae
Product: putative late blight resistance protein homolog R1A-3
Exons: 2
Coding region: 153-2915 (920 amino acids)
Biological process (GO): mRNA 3'-end processing; defense response to other organism
Molecular function (GO): ADP binding
Source: RefSeq, a predicted model, not a curated record